Messenger RNA from Planococcus citri (citrus mealybug), 1083 nucleotides. Its product is annotated as fibroblast growth factor receptor homolog 1-like. Gene Ontology annotation, cellular component: plasma membrane; signaling receptor complex. The transcript has 6 exons. Gene Ontology annotation, molecular function: transmembrane receptor protein tyrosine kinase activity; ATP binding. The record is from RefSeq and is a predicted model, not a curated record. Lineage: Eukaryota; Metazoa; Arthropoda; Insecta; Hemiptera; Pseudococcidae. Bases 1 to 1083 code for a protein of 360 amino acids. Gene Ontology annotation, biological process: cell surface receptor protein tyrosine kinase signaling pathway; positive regulation of kinase activity; multicellular organism development.
AUGUGUAUAGAGACAAUAGCCCUAAAGCAAUGUGUUAAGCAAGUAAUUAUUGAACACCAAAUCGAGUUGGAUGAAACUUCAUCAAGCAUAUUGAGACUACCAAAUAUCACAAUUGUCAAUUCAACUACCACAGCUGAUACGCCCUCAGAUUCAAAAUAUCAGCUAUUGCCAAUUGAUCAUGAGUGGGAGUUCCCUAGAGGGAACCUGUCUCUAGGGAAUGAUCUGGGACAGGGAGAAUUUGGAAAAGUGGUUCAAGCAGAGGCAUUGGGAAUCUUGCAAAAACACAUGGUUACCACUGUUGCUAUCAAAAUGUUGAAAGAAGUUCACUCCGACUCUGAUAUGAUCGAUUUAGUGACAGAAAUGGAAAUAAUGAAAUUGAUUGGAUCACAUGAAAAUGUUCUAAAGCUGUUAGGGUGCUGUACCCAAGAUGGUGAAUUAUUUGUAAUAACUGAAUUUGCUAGACAUGGAAACUUACAUGACUUUCUUCGGAACAAUGCACCAUCAUCUGGGGAUAAAUAUGCAACCAGUAAUUUGUCCCAGCAAACAUUAUUGGAGUUUGCUCAACAAACAGCAAAAGGAAUGGAAUAUUUGGCUUCUAAAAAAUGUGUUCAUCGAGAUCUCGCAGCGCGAAAUGUUCUAGUAUUUGAUAAUUACACCUUGAAAGUGGCUGAUUUUGGUCUAGCAAGAGAUAUUCGAAAUAAAGAGUACUAUAGGAAGGAAACAAAAGGCAGAUUACCAUUGAAAUGGAUGGCACCUGAAGCACUGAUUCAUGGACUUUAUUCAUCCCAAUCUGAUGUAUGGUCAUACGGCAUAUUAUUAUGGGAAAUUUAUACAUCUGGUGGAAUACCUUAUCCUACAGUACUGCAAAUGGAAGAAUUAUUCCAGGCUUUACGUUCGGGUUAUCGAAUGGAAAAACCCCCUAAUUGCUCUGUUCGGAUGUACGCUUUAAUGCAGAAAUGUUGGAGGUACACACCAGAGGAUCGUCCUACAUUUACAGCGAUUGUCCGAUAUACAGAGAAUACAUCAUUGCCAAAUGAGUCAACUUCCAGCCAACAAGAAGAUAUCACUGUCAGUGAUGAGUGA